GCGCGGCGGGGCCGGAGGGCGGCGCGGCGGCGGCGGCCCCGCACCCAGCGCCCGCACCCACCGCCCGCCUCCCGCGGGCGGCGGCAACAAAGGCCCUUCCCCGCCCCCGCCGCCGCCUCCCGCCGCCUCCCGCCGCCGCCGGCAGCGUCCUUGCGGCAGGAAGAUGCCCGGGGAGGUGCCGCCGCCGGCGCCCCGGGGGCUGCGGAGCCUCCCGCUGCUGCUGCUGCUGCUGCUCAGCGCCCGCGCCGCGCUGGCUCAGCGCUGGCGCAAUGAGAACUACGAGAGGCCCGUGGACCUGGAGGGCUCCGGGGAUGACGAUCCCUUCGGAGAGGAUGAGCUGGACGACAUCUACUCCGGCUCUGGCUCGGGGUAUUUCGAGCCAGAGCUGGGGCUGGACACGGCUGUGAGCCUGACCACGGACACGCUGGUGACGCUGCCCACCACCGCGGCCAUGCUGCCCGUCACCGCUGCCCAGCCCGUGGCAACGCCCCUGGAGCCGUCCCCCACCCCCCAGGACACCACCCCCGGGCAGGCAACCAGCGCCUUCCCCAUGCCCAGGACCACAGAAUCACCAGUGGUGCCCAGCUGGAAAGCCACCACCACCACCAGCACCACGGCCAGCAAGCCCCCGACCACCACAGCCACCACCACCACCAGGGCCACCACCACCACCAGGGCCACCACCACCAGGGCCACCACCACCACCAGGGCCACCACCACCACUACGGCCACCACCACCACCACGGAGGCCACCACGACCACAAGCACCACCACCACAGCCACAGCCAAGCCCACCACCAUCUGGAGGUUCCUGCCCCCCUUGGCCACCAAGGCGGCCACCACCCGGGCCACCACCCUGGAGACCCCCACCACGCCCGUCCCCGAAACCACCACCCCAACAGAGGCGGCCACAUCGCGCCUUGUCCCCACCAGCACGGCCAGGCCCAGGGCCCUGCCAAAGCCCAGCACCUCGAGGACUGCAGAGCUCCCGGAGAGAAGCACGGCCCUGCCGCCCACGGCCGCCACUCUGCCGCCCACAGAGGCCCCCCAGAUGGAGCCUGGGGAGGUGACAACAGUCCCCGACAAGGAGCUGGAGGUCCCGGCCAGCAGUGGCCCCAGCGGGGACUUCGAGAUCCGGGAGGAGGAGGAGACAACUCGUCCCGACCUCAGGAAUGAGGUGAUGGCUGUGGUGACACCGCCGGCGGGCCCAGGGCCCGGCAGGAACGCGGAGACGGGGCUGAUGGACAACACGAUAGACUCGGGCAACUCGGCUGCUCAGCUGCCCCAGAAAAACAUCCUGGAGAGGAAGGAGGUGUUGAUAGCGGUGAUCGUGGGCGGCGUGGUGGGCGCCCUUUUUGCCGCCUUCCUGGUGAUGCUGCUCAUCUACCGCAUGAAGAAGAAGGACGAGGGCAGCUACACCCUGGAGGAGCCCAAGCAGGCCAACGUCACCUACCAGAAGCCCGACAAGCAGGAGGAGUUCUACGCGUAGACGGAGAGCCCAGAGUGCCUCAUGCUCCCUCCCUCCCUCCCCACUCCAGACCCUCCCCCUCCUCUUCCCCAUCCGGUCUCUCUCUUCUCCCCCUCCUCCACCUCUCUUUUUUUGGGAUCAGACUGUGAAUUUACAAAGCAAAACCCGCAGCGGCUGAAGGAGGAGACGCGUCCCUGGCACGGGGGGCACGGGGUGCCCGCAGCAGCGCCGGGUCACGCCCAGCCCCGCUGGCCUUUCUGCUGGCGGGAGGGAUGGGGCACGGAGCCGGCGCCGAGGGGCCGAUGCCAGGGCAGCCAUGCCUGGGAAUGCCCUGGAGAACACGGGACGGGCUGCCCAUGGCGCCUGGAGCCAAGCUGGACUUUUCCCACCACCACAAACUCUGGGAUCCGGACAUCUCCUGCCAGCCCUGGGGUGCAGGGUGCUUGCUUUGGAUUUAUUCUCCUUUUAUUUUUUUUUUUUCCAUCCAUAAAGGAGGGAGAUUUCCUCCUCUCUGUCUCGUCUUUGUUUUUUGGUUUUCUUUUGGAAUGGGGUUAGUUGCUCCGCAGGAAUCCCCUUCUGCUGGAAGAGAGAACACGACUCUCCAGCACUCCUGGAACCCUGGGAAAAGCACAAGGGGAUGGAAUACCUGGCGUCCCAGGAUUCGCUCAUGGAGUGUGGAAAAAAGGAAAUGAGUACAAACGCUGGGAAUGACCCUUGUGGAUCAAUAUUCUGGAGAGCUUGUGGAGCUGCACUGGUGCAUCCCAGGCUGCUGCCAUCCAGCCACUCCCUGGAAUCUCUUGGAUCCACAUCUGCCUGCGGGGUUUGGCUCAGGCUGGGUUUUCACUGUGACCACUAAAGCUCGGCUUUGCGGGACGUUCCUUAGGGAGGAGCUGGGAAUGGAGGAGCUGAAUCCUGUCCCUGGCUCUUCCAGAGGGGAUAACAGAGCUCUGCAAGGAGUGGGAUGCAGCCUGAGGAAGGAAAUGCAAGCAGGGACCAUCCCUGUCCCCUCGGGGCCCGGCAGAGAUCCCGCCGGCUCCAGAGGUGAGGAAGAGGAGGCAGAACCACGGCUCCACCGCAGGGUUGACUGGAUCAUUGGAAAGAUCCCAAAACCCACGGAAAUUCAGUACUGAUGGUUUUCCUUUGCUGUUUGAAUCGCCAGGAUUGAUGGUCUUCCUUCAUUGCUGUUUAAAUUCCAGCACAACCCACAGGGCUGGAGAGAACCCGACCCUGGCACGCCCAGGGGUCCCUCCGAGGCUGCCCAGGGUGCAGAUCCAGACCCUCUGGUGCCUUCGGGAAAGGUUGGAUUUUCCAGAGCAAUCCCUGCAUGCAGAUUCAAUUCAGAUAUUUCAACUGAGGUGUUUCAGUGGGGUGGCUCUCCGUUAGCUGGACCCCUGUGGAGCUUUGUUGUCACCACGGUUGUGAUCUCGGUGGGGUCCCUCGGAGACUUUGGAUUUGCUCUUGGAGCAAUUUAAAUGGGAAAAUUUAGGGAAAAAAAUCAUUGCUUUGUGAAUUAACCUGCACACAGCCAGGGACACCUUGGCCCCUGAGGGGGUUGGUGGAUUUAAGGUUUUGUGGCCCUGGUGGGGAUUACAAGACAGAAGAGCUUGGUUGUGGGUGGGAUAUUUGAGGCCAUAUGAAUAUUUCAAAUAUAUAUAAAUAUAUAUCUCCACUCCUGUACACCCACACUACCACAGGUGUGGAAGGAAAUGAAAUCCCUGGAAUUUCUCAGUGCACUGGGAUGCUUGGGUAGGAUUUGGGGUUGGGAAGUUGGGAGCUUUGGGCUGCUUUUCCCUGGGAUAGAACCCAAAAAGAUGGCCUGGAUUUCCUUCAGGAUAGGGAACACAGCCCACACAUGGAUCAGCUCUAAAUCCUCAUUUUUGAGCUGCCAGCCUCAAAAGCCUCAUGGUUUAGGUUCUUGGAGAUUGGAGAAGGCCCUGUUGGAUGUUUGGGGUGGUGAUGCUGGGAGUGACCAUUUCCGUGUCCAUCCUAGAGUGACAAUGAUGAUGAGGAUGAGGGAUGAGGAUGCUCCAAGGGAGGGAACACACUCUGAAAGAGCCUGGUGCCAACCCAGAGACACUUUGGGCUCCUGGAUUUGAUGAUUUGGGGGAUUUUGGCCCUGCUGGGAUCACACAAAGGGGAGUGGCACAAACCCAGGUCACCAAGGCCACCCAAAAUCCCCAUCUUUUGGGAAAACCUGGAUUUAAUCUUUGAAGCUUGCUUAAAAAAAAAAAAAAAAAAGAAAAGAAAAAAAAAAAAAGAAAAGGAAAAAAAAAAAAAAAAAGAAA
Messenger RNA from Prinia subflava (tawny-flanked prinia), 3753 nucleotides. It is a transcript of the gene SDC3, whose product is annotated as syndecan 3. The transcript has 5 exons. Gene Ontology annotation, biological process: cell migration. The record is from RefSeq and is a predicted model, not a curated record. Gene Ontology annotation, cellular component: cell surface; membrane. The coding region runs from base 164 to 1489 and encodes 441 amino acids. Lineage: Eukaryota; Metazoa; Chordata; Aves; Passeriformes; Cisticolidae.